Molecule: messenger RNA, 5778 nt
Organism: Cyanistes caeruleus (blue tit)
Lineage: Eukaryota; Metazoa; Chordata; Aves; Passeriformes; Paridae
Gene: DKK2
Product: dickkopf Wnt signaling pathway inhibitor 2
Biological process (GO): negative regulation of canonical Wnt signaling pathway; multicellular organism development
Cellular component (GO): extracellular region
Molecular function (GO): co-receptor binding; receptor antagonist activity
Source: RefSeq, a predicted model, not a curated record
CCUCUGCCCACGGCUGGCACCGGCCGGCCCGAGCCGGCACAAGGGCGAUCGCCCCGUGCGGUAAAAGCAACACUGGAGAGCUGCGUUCUUGUCCCAGGGAAUCCGUGGGAGCCGCCCGUAUUGCCAGGAUCCCGGCUGUCAGUAGUCUGGGGACGAGCAGGGAAGGCGUCCGGCCUGCUGAUUCCGCGGGCAGGCCGUGGCAGGGAGCCCAGAGCUGGACACAGCACUCCAGAUGUUCCUCACCAGGACUGAGUGAAGGAGAAGGAUCACCUACCUUGACCUGCUGGCCACAGGCUUCCUGGUGCACCCUAGGAUACCAUCAUCCCUCCUGGCCACAAGGGCACUGCUGGCUCAUUUCAAGUGAAAGAUACUUUGUUUAUGGCUCAGAAGCAGCACAAGGAGGGUGGAGAAGCAUGCAUUUUUUCCUGCUUGUAUUAGCCAUUGGGUCUAGAUCAAGAAAUAUAUGGUCAACAUUUAUUUAACAUGAUCAAUUGCAGACAAAAGAAAAAGCGUGCAAGAAAUACAACUUGCAUCCACAAAGCAGUGUCCAGAGACAGAAAUCAUCCUCCAUCCUGUUCCUCUGGGAAAUGUGAGACAGUUUUUUGAAAUAAAGAUGAUGUAAAUUGAACAGUGAUAAAGAGAAGGAAGCAACCUCAAUUAUUUACAAAGCAGAGAGUCUGCUGUAACCCUGAGAGUGGGAUAUUUAUUACAGCCUCUAGAUACACCAUCCUAGCUCCAAAACCAUUUAUUUAAGCCGCGGUCCUGAUCGUGGAGAGCUCCCAGCUAGACAGCUCCAGCUCCAAGGUGAACUCCAUCAAGUCCACCCUGAUGGGGGAGGCUCCAACUCAGGCAACCAACAGAUCUGCAGGCAUCCACCAGGGACUGAUGCUUGCUAGCAGUAAGAAGGGCAAAAUGCUAGAGCAGAUGGGAAAACCUCCCAAGCACUAUCACCGGCAAGGAGAGGCCUAUCCUUGCACUAACGACAAGGAAUGUGAAGUUGGGCGGUACUGCCACAGCCCUCACCAAGCCACGUCUGCGUGCAUGAUGUGCCGGAGAAAGAAGAAGCGCUGCCAUCGGGACGGGAUGUGCUGCCCUGGGAACCGCUGCAACAACGGUAUUUGCAUACCAGUAACUGAAAGCAUCCUUACUCCUCACAUCCCUGCUCUAGAAGGGCCGCGCAACAAGAAGAAUGGUCAUUAUCCAAGCAAGGAUUUGGGAUGGCACAACCUGGGGAGGCCACGAUCCAAGCUGUCACACAUAAAAGGACAUGAAGGUGAUCCCUGCCUACGGUCAUCAGACUGUAUUGAGGGACACUGCUGCGCUCGCCAUUUCUGGACCAAAAUUUGCAAGCCUGUGUUGCAUCAGGGGGAGGUAUGCACCAAACAGCGCAAGAAAGGGUCCCAUGGACUGGAGAUUUUCCAACGAUGUGACUGUGCCAAGGGUUUGUCUUGUAAAGUAUGGAAAGAUGCGACCUCCUCUUCUAAAUCAAGACUUCAUGUGUGCCAGAAGAUCUGAAUGAGGAUUGGGAAGACAGUAUUAAGUGACUGUGGCUUUAUCAGUUUAAUGCAUUAUGGCAUGGUGGAAAAAGGGGACUGCAAAUGAAGUGGAAUGGCUAAAGUAACCAUUAGAGUAUGAGUAGAAGUCACACUAAAUGCAUUUCUUUUUGAGCUGGUGGUAAACACAAGUGUAGCUGGAGUUCACCUACCGCGCAGUUCUCCUGUAAAUAAUUCUACAGCUUGUGGGAAAUGCUAGUAUGCAAACAAGUAGAGUGGAAAUGAAUGUCACUUACCUUGCUGUGUUGUCCCAUGAUGUUUCAGGGGUUCAGUGAUGUUAGGGCUACAGUGGGUCUCCAGCGUGGUAAGGACUUUCUACAGAAAUUGUAUACAUUGUACUCCUAUAGGAAGCAGUGCAUUGCAGGAAGACUCAUCUGUCAACACAUUAUUGGUCACAUUGCAGGUGUGAGAAAUGGAAAUAAAGUUACUGUGAAUGUCCACAUGCCCUCAUUAUUCAGGGCUGACACUUCAACAAGGAAGCACUCCUGCAGGACAAGAGUGCUGUGUUUUGCAGGCCCUUAUGAAGAAGGUGAAAACUGGCCAUCUCCAAAUUUCAAGAGAGCUACAGUUUAUCUAAGAGGAGGCAUUUAAACAGGGUUUUAUUUCUAUACAUGGGUAAAUUGAAAUGCUUUAUGUAGUUCAAUGUCAUAGUAAGGCACUUAAUCACUUGUAUUUGCCUCAGUUUACUGCUAAUUUACGUUGGGUUGAACAGAUGAAGCAAAUAUGUGUGCAUGCUGAAUCCAGAAUUAUAUACAUGCAGUUCCUCAUUAGUCCUAAAUAUACUGUCCUUGCCUAAGCGUUCUUGCAUUAUAGACAUUUCCAAAAGAAAUAGCAGUGUGUUGAGCUGCUUAACAUGAAGAGCUUUGAAGUUGUUUCUCUGUUGCAGUUAUAAUACAAUAUACAUAACACCUCAGCAUUUGUUGAGGUGUUUCAGGCAUACUGCUACAAACUCAAAGUUUUACACUUCAUGGCACUCUGCAGCAGUAUAAUGGAUUUGUUCUCGAGACAGCAAAGAAAGAGGAGAUGGGUCUUGUGAGCACCUCCUCUCCUGCAGAAGAUGAUGUAAGAAGAUGGCAUGACCACAAAUGACUUGUUAAAACAUCAUGUGAUGUCACAGCAUACCACCCUCCGGCAUGUACUCAGCCUGGAACUGAUGUCCUCUCACUCUGGAGUGUUCUGCCAGGAAUGACAGAAAUAUAUAGACUGUGGAAACAGCUGCCAACCCUAUGUUGUUUGUGUACUGGUUAAAAAAAAAAAAGACAGCCUCUGUCCCUUGACUUGUCUCCCAGGUCUUUUCAAACAUUUUAAACUUUACUUAUUUGCAAAUAUUCCUUUGUAUAAACUUUGGUAAAGAGACUGAUAUUACUUUAAAAGAAGUCUGAUUCUAUAAUUGACCUACUGCUAAGUUGUAAUUACCCAUUUAUGAUUACCCAUUUUCAUGUUCUAUAAUACAAGAGACUUUUCUGUUUACUUGGUUUGGCACAACAUGGGUAGGCCAGUAUGUAGUUUAUCUUUGAAGACCACAUCACCAUUACCUGACACAUUUUUCCACCAGUGGGAUGCUUUAAAGCUUUAGCUUAGCUACACCACUUGAUUCAGUCUUCCUAAUUAGAUCAUGGACCUCAGCUUCAUUGCCCUUGUUUUUCAUAAGAGUCUAAAGCAGAAGAGUAUUUCACACACCUCUUUCCCUACUGGAAACAACUCUUCUAACUCCAGCAUUUUCCAGUGUCAUUGGAACAGGAAUAAGGCUCAGAUUUUAAAAAAUCCUAAAAGAGCUGAGGAACCAAUUUUGCUAGUUUUAUUUACACUGACACAGCACAUACUCAGAAGAAGAACUUAAGUGCUCUCAUUGUCACCACAUAUAAAAGAAAAUUAUAUCCAGCAUGAGCAGGGGGGUUGCAGAAAUGGAAUUUUAGCUCUUUUUGUUGGCCUACCCGCCAUUUUGCUCUUGCAAAACUCAGUUAUUUGGGAUAAUUUAUUUACAGGAAAUGUUUAAUGAGAUGUAUUUUCUUAUAGAGAUAUUUCUUACACAAAGCUUUGUAGCAAAAUAUAUUUGCAGCCUGUUGAUUUCAAUGUAGAAAAAUGUAUAAUAAGAUUAAAUAUAUUAAAUUUCCUUUCACAUUCUUCCCCAAAUAUUUUACCCAUAUUCUUCUCUUUACCUGCUGCUUAUGAAGAAUAGUUCUUUACAGAAAGACAUGCAAAUCCAUUGAAAAAAAAAAAAAUCACAUAGCUAUGCAAGUAAAAAUAUCGGAUUGCACUUGUGUCUGUGUGUAGGCUGAGUUUUGGUAACAAACAUGAAGGUCAUCUCUAAAAUCCCCAUACAUAAUUUCUACAAAACUGGUUUAAGUGAGAACUAUCUGUAUGCUUCUCUUGGGUCGGUUUACACCUAAAUACUCAAAAAUACAUGUUGAAAAUAAUGCACCUGGUUGUGUAAUGUAAAAUCAACCAGGUUAAGUAGGAAAGGUAUCCAGACACGUUUCCUGGAUAGUGAUACAUACCAGAGGGACUCAUGAUGGAUAAAGGUGGUACUCAAAUUACACAGCAUUUUGUUAGAACUACGGCAUGCAAAUACUCUCCUGCAAAAUCUAUAACUAGCAGUUCUGAAUUGGCAACUUACAGCAUUCAGCUCUAAUAACAUGAAACAAUCCAUGUGACACAACUGCAAAUACUGUUAAUAAAACCAGACAAGUUUUGAUCCCAGGAAAACUCCUGCAGAGCACAAUAAAUAUUGCAAAAUAUUGGCUGUGGUUAUUAAGCAAUGGUCUUGAUAUCCCUGUUAGUUGUUUUGGGUAACCCUUUGCUUGGAGGGUGAAAUGGUCUCCAAGUCACAUGAGUGAUUGUAUAAAAUGAAAAGGUUUAGCUACUGUCAUUUGCAAUAUUUGGUUGGUAGGCCUUUGAAAAUUCCAACACUUUUAACAUCAACAUAAUAAAGUUGUGAGCGUUUUCAGAGCCCAAUGACUUCAACAGGGAUGGCCAAAGCCUUCAGAGAUUUAGUCUGGGAACAAAAACAAUAGGCACAGACAGUUCCUUGCACACCACAAAUACUGAGCCACAUAACUGAACAGAGUAGCAUGCAAGCAGUUUCAUAAGACUGAACUUUGGUUGUUUAGAAGACAGUCAGUCAAUGUUUUGUGGAAAUAUACAUCAGUUUGAGAAUAAAAGAAUAGCUAAAUUUGGAGAUAAUUGCUCUCACUCACUGUGUCACUCAUCACGGGAAUUAAGAGUGAGUUUGAUUCAGUAACAUUUCAGAAAUCUGCUGUCAUGGCACAAGUACACAAGAUGUUAUUACUGAACAAUUCAAAUAAUUUUUCUAUUAGCCUAGAAUAGCCUCAGCAUUGCAACAUCUCUUUGGAAAUACUCAUUAACUUUCCUAAAAAUAAUGGAUUCCUACUCUACAUAUAUUUGAUUUACAGUAUAAAUGUGGGUGUGUAUCCAUUACUGUACUAUUUGCUUUGUCUCAUGUUGUUUGCAAACUAUAGUAUUUAUGAUUUUAAACAAUUUUUUAAACAGAAACUAUUAAAAUAGAUUUAUUUGCUUCUAUAACAACACUUUCAACAAGUGUACAUCCACCAUCUGACACCUAAGCCAGAAUUCAUUGAAAUUUAAGUAAUUUUCUGCAUAUUCCAACUUCCCUGCUCAUUGUCUCAGCAACAGCAAAAGAACCCUCAUCGAACACCAUAAAAUAUCUUGGACAGAGGCUGAGAAGAGACAUUCCCAACUAUUCCUUGUCACCAGCCCACUCUGCUUUCACUUUAGAGCCCUGCAUCAACACCCCCACUAGCAAAGAAAAUUGGUAUAUUUCAUCCCUUCCAGUUUGCUUUCCUUCUAGGAAAGCCAUUUAAGAAAGAGAUCCUGAAGGUCAAAACCAGCAGAAACUCAUAUAACAGAGGCUCUAAGCUCAGGCUUUUAGGAGUUUUGAGAUCUAUCCUCUAACUUUCAAAACCUUAAUUACUAGGAAAAUUAUGUAAUAUCAAGGCCAUGUUUAUAAAAUAUAAAGAAAUCUUGUUCUUUGGAUUGUCAGUCAUGUGUUCUGAAAAUAAUUGCCCACAGUGGGGAAGAAAAAACAAACACUUCCUCCUCAUCCAGGCAUCCUUACCUGUAGUCCCUGAUAAAGGGAAAGCAGUUAUUUUGGAUUUCUUUUGCUCUGGGCACAGUGUACACAAAGGAAUAAUUAAUUUUGUUUUUAAAUCACACUAAUAAUAAAGUUAUGGUUUCUUACCUUGCU